Acomys russatus (golden spiny mouse) is the source of this 812-nucleotide messenger RNA. RefSeq names its product keratin-associated protein 9-3-like. Gene Ontology annotation, cellular component: keratin filament. The transcript has a single exon. Bases 68 to 664 code for a protein of 198 amino acids. The record is from RefSeq and is a predicted model, not a curated record. NCBI's taxonomy places the organism in Eukaryota, Metazoa, Chordata, Mammalia, Rodentia, Muridae.
CCAUCACCCAAACUCAAAAACCUUCUCUAGGCAAACGAACCUUCAGCACAGAGCAACAACUAACACUAUGGCCUGCUGCGCUACCAGCUUCUGUGGUUUCCCCACAUGUUCCACUGGUGGCACCUGUGGUUCUAGCUGCUGCCAGCCCAGUUGCUGCCAACCUAGCUGCUCCCAGUCCAGCUGCUGCCGGCCUAGCUGCUGCCAAUCCAGCUGCUGCCGGCCUAGCUGCUGCCAAUCCAGUUGCUGCCAACCCAGCUGCUCCCAGACCAGCUGUUGCCAGCCCAGCUGCUCCCAGGCCAGCUGCUGCCAACCUAGCUGCUCCCAGACCAGCUGCUGCCAGCCCAGCUGCUGUCAGACCAGCUGUUGUGGAACUGGCGGUGGCCAGCAGGGUGGCAGUGGAGCCGUGAGCUGCCGCAUCAGAUGGUGCCGCCCAGACUGCCGCGUGGAGGGCACCUGCCUGCCCCCAUGCUGUGUGGUGAGCUGCACACCCCCAACCUGCUGCCAGCUGCACCAUGCCCAGGCCUCCUGCUGCCGCCCAGCCUACUGCGGACAGUCCUGCUGCCGCCCAGCCUGCUGCUGCCACUGCUGCCAGCCCAGCUGCUCCCAAUCCAGCUGCUGCCAGCCCAGUUGCUCUGAGCCCAGCUGCUGUGAGCCUACCUGUUAAGACCCAGGUUACUGAUUCUCAAAGGUUCAACUUUCAACUCCUGGGCCGCUACCACUUUCUUCGACUUUGAUUUGGCUUGUUUGGGGUCUCACAGAACUUUUUUUUUUUAUCUAGCACUAGAAAGGCUUUGAUAUCACCUGUGAAAAUU